Pseudomyrmex gracilis is the source of this 5199-nucleotide messenger RNA. Its product is annotated as trichohyalin-like. The transcript is spliced from 5 exons. Bases 1175 to 4744 code for a protein of 1189 amino acids. The record is from RefSeq and is a predicted model, not a curated record. Lineage: Eukaryota; Metazoa; Arthropoda; Insecta; Hymenoptera; Formicidae.
AAGACUUAGCAGUUGCAGAAUAUUAUUUGAUUCGGAGUUUAGGAUAGACAUAUAUACAUAUGUGAUGACAGUGGGUGGUAACGAUUGGUCAUCGCGUGGCGGGAGAAACGGCCACUUGGCAGGGGAAUAAUAACGAGAGCCGGUCCAUGGACACACGCACGCGGUGUGGCGAAGAGCUGUUGAAGACGAGAGUGAGAAAGAGACACAAACACGCGCGAGAGGCUUUAUAAAUCGCAAGAAUGCACGUCGAAGCAGUGACACCUCGGCAGACGACAGUGAAAAACGCGCCACGACGACAACAGCGAUCGACCGCGAGUAGCGAACGCAUUUUUCACACUUAACGCGCGUGUUAUAUAUUCGCGCGAGGGACACAAUUAUAAAAAGACGCGACGCGGAAGUUUCCGCGAAGGUACGAAGUUUUUCCACCGAUGAUCGACGAGCAUUCGCGUUUUACUUUUCUUUAUAUAAGGCGGUGAAAAAUCCUUUCGUUACACCUUCGGGAGAAAAAACUCGACUUGAAGAGAUGAUUCGAUCACGAUUAAUUCGCCGUCAUUCUUAAGUUUUUCUCCAACGUUUCUUCAUCAAGUCUCGAACACUCGCGGACGAAGUCCCAACAAACUCGACCGCCAUAUUGCCGCAUCGCAACCCGUACCCUACCUCCGGUCGUUCGCGUCGAGUUCAUUCAGUCGGUUAAUUCCUGCGGAAACGGAUCGACCGGGACUCGCCACCCCGAAAAAGAUUGCAAGAUUCUUCGACACGCGGCUGGGGCCGACGUGCUCCCGGCUGCCGGUGCAUCGAUCGUUGCAAAUUGGAUUACCGUUGAGACUGGGCGGCGGGGACCGCUUUCGAGAGUAGGUACGAGAGCGGAUUCGCGACGCUGCUCAGUGCCGCCGGCGUCGACGCCAAGUUUCCGCAACGAAGGGAGCGAAUUUCGGCACCGUAUUUUCGCGAAGUAUAUUGUGCAAGGCUUAAUUCGGCUCACGCGCGAGAAAGAGCGGCCACCGUCUUGCAAUUAGAAUGCGCUGUUAAGCGAGAGAGCGUGAUCCGGAGCAACGUGACCGAGGGGAAAAAAGAGUGCGCGCGUGCUGUAAGGCUGCGAAUGCACGAACGAAACUUGCUACGCUAGCGGCGACGAGUCGGCAAACGAGUAUCGUAGUAGUGACCAAGCAGAAAAAUGCAGCCACGAGUGACAAUCCAGGCUCUGGCUACGGUCUGGCUGGCGGUGGUGGGUUUAGUAGGAGCAGCAGUCACCCACCGCCUCUCGCACGAUCAAUACUUCCCCGCGUCCCCGCAUCGUCACUCCAGGGUUCAACGAAACCAGAUCAGAGACUGGAGGGAUCCGGCCGAGGAUCAACCACUCGACCUUUGGAUCGGCUCGCGAAGGUCGAUUCCCGCAGAGGAACUACCAGCGCUACCUCACAGCUCCACCAAGUUUACCGAGCAAAAUUUGCCGCUUGAGAGAUCCCCGAAGGAGGACAUUGUCUCUUCAAAGCGAGACUACCCCUUUUCGGCUUGGCAGAAGUGGUUACUGAAUAUCGCCGGUGCGGAAUUCGAAGCCGACAAAGUCGAUUACGGUUACGAGAUGCCGCAGACGCUUUCGCGCGAAACGGUGAUACUUCCCUCAGAUCUCUUGGACGAUCCCUUUGUGGCGGAUGACACGUUUCAAGAUCAAGGACCGGGCUCGGUGGAGAUAUACAAGUUGGAUCUAUCCAAAGAGAAUGUUUUGCUGACCGCAACCACGCCCACCAACGAUUUAUUGCCGAAAAACAAGAGCAAAUCCCCGAAGAAGACAAGCCAUCUGAACUCCAAGACAAAGACAACAGAGAUUAAGUUAACGACGACGCCGAGUACGAAGACUCAUCACGAGCAAUCGAACGUGUUCGAGGAGCAACGAACCGAAACGCCUUCGGUCAACACGAACUCCUUUGGCGUCGGUGGCGUGCCGGAGCUACAGGUUGGUUGCGAAGGUCUCGAAGCGUUGUCGUCGUCGUCGUCGUCGUCCCACAAGGCGAAAAGAUCGAUAGAUACGCCCGACAAGGAGCAACGGCAAGUGCCCGCGUCCAUUCUACAAGACGUGACGCCGAUAUCCCUAGAUUUUGACUAUGACUUGACGUACGACGACGAGGAGGAAGAAAUGGACGAGCUGUUAAAGCUUAAAAGAUCAGAAACCACAAAGAAGAUCAAGACAAACAGGGGCGAUAUGGACGCGAGCUAUCUCGAUUCCGAUCAUUUAUCUAACCAACCGGACAGGUUACCGGUUCGUGGGGAUCUCGGUGAAUCCACACAUUCAGACGAGACGAGAAUCGAACGGAACGAGUCACUCAGGAAAAUCGAAAUUAAGAAUCGAGAGGAGAUUAAAGCGAAACGGAUGCCGAUUUUAUCGGACAAUGAUGAUGGCGCCAGCAAGAAUCGCGGUCGACGAUUGCUGUGGCUCGCCGAGGCAAAUACCGAGGGAUUUGCGUACGACAAAAGCGAGCAGAAACGCGCCGAGCGAUCGAUCGAUUGGGGUUUCGGCGAGGACGAGGGCGUCGUGUCCAGUAACGAGUUGCAAACCAUGAACGCGCGUCGUAGGAAGCACGACAUGCGAUAUCAUCAAGACGCUGCUCGAAAACGUGACCAGUAUUACGAAGUGAAUUCCGACAUCAAUAAGAUCAGGCGAGAAUACGAGGAACAUCUCGCGCAAAAACGCAGAAAAGAGGAAGAACAAAGAUUGCGACAACAGCAACAGAAUGAUCGAAAAACGCCGAACAGAUGGAUGGAGGAAGAGGAAAGGAGAAGAGACGAAAUGCGGACGAGACAGUACGAUGAGUAUGUCAGGAAGAUGAAUCAUAUUCCCGCAUCUCGUACGGAAGAUGAUGAAGCGCGACGACGACAAAUGGAGGAACGACAACGAGAUGAAGAGGAACGAAGACGACGAUUGCAAGAGGAUGAGAAAAUGAGAAGAAGAUCGCAGAGCAAAUGGCAAGAGAAAAAUGUGAAGACACCAAACUUUAGGACACCUGUGUAUGAUGAAGAGAAAAUACGAAGAUCUGACGAAGAGAUGAGAAGGGAGGAAGAAGCCAGAAGACAGGAGUGGUACAGAAAGCAACAAGAAGCGCAAAGAAAGAAGGAUGAGGAGGAACGCAAACGUCAAGAAGAGAAUCGACAACGAGAAGAGCAACGUAGAGAAUUAGAGAGAAGAAGACAGGAGGAAGAGGAAAGAAGGCGACAGCAGCCGCCGUCGAACUUGAUGGACACGAGAUCCCAAAGCAGGCAUCCAAAUGAUAUCGAACGGCGCGAUCGAGACGAAGAGAGACGUAUGCGAGAAGAUGAGGAAAGAGAGAAAAAGCUGCGAGAAUAUAUUGCGCGGAAUCAACCAAUCAACGUCAAUCAUCUUGAUCAAAGAUCGGAGGAGGAAAGACGGCGUUACCGACCCGAAUAUAACAGAGAUUCGCAGAUUCACGAAAUGAACAGGAACGUUGAAGAAUAUCGUCGACAAAUGGAAGAGCAACAUAGAAGACAGGAGGAAGAGCAGCGCAGGAGGCAGGAAGAAGAGCAGCGCAGGAGGCAGGAAGAAGAGCAGCGCAGGAUACAGGAGGAAGAGCAGCGCAGGAGACAGGAAGGAGAGCAGCGCAGGAGACAGGAAGGAGAGCAGCGCAGAAGGCAGGAGGAAGAACAACGUAGACGACAGGAGGAAGAAGAGAAGAAACUGCAGGAUUACAUCAAAAGGAAUCAGCCGAUUGACGUACGGAACAAUCAAUCGACUAGUCGUAACUUGUUCGAGGAGCGAAGACUGAUCGAGCAAGCUAGACGUCGCGACAGAUAUUUUGAUCCAGAAGCGGGAAAACACCGCGGACCAUCAGUAUCUACGUAUAUCGAUCCGCGAAGCUCGCCGGAGGAAAUCCGGCGUAGGCAGCAAGAGACGGCGAGAAGACAGGAGGAAGAGAGACGAAGAAAAAAAGAGCGAGAAGAGAAAGACAGACGACUGCGAGAGGAACAGAUGCGAAAGGAGGCGGCUAGGCGAGAACAGGAAGCGAGACGAGAGCAAUCUAGGCGGUACGAGGAAGAGAGGAAGCGGCUGGAAGCGGUGAGGUUGCGAGAAGAGAGGAGAAGGCAGGAAAUGUUGAGGGAACGGUCCAGAAGCAAAACUGAAAGAACGAGACGGCCGGAAGCCACGAGACCGACCUAUUACCAAGAUCCUCGUCUGAUGGAGCACAGAAGACGACUGGACAGCCACCCGAUUCCGAGUAAUUUGGUACGGAAUGAAGAGGAGAGAAGAAAAGAACGUGAAAAACAACGACUGGAACAAGAGGCCGAGAGAAGACGACAACAGAACAGGUGGAGGCAAAACAGACGGAAUGAGUCCGAAUACGAACGGAGUCGACAGGAACUAGCCAGACUACACUCUUUGCCGAUAAGCGCGAGAAUAAUAGUUCAUCCUAUUAACUUCACACCGUCACCCGACACGCCGACAGUGGUGGAACCAAGGAAUAAUAACGAGAUCAAUUUCACGGGAAUCAACCCGCAUCGCGAGGGCGUGCAAGUAGCGAAGUUCCCUGUCGCCCCGACUUCGAGACCACCCGUUCCGAGUCCAAAACCGUGUGUCUGGGCAGUUGUUCAUUGUUGUUCGUCUAACAACAGUCGUCUCUCCAAGUGUUUCGAAUCGUUGGGUUGUCCCGGAAUUAAUUGGGACCCCAAUCCGUGCAGCAAUUCUAUUGUAGAAGCUGCCAGGGCGGAAAUCAUGAAGUUCUACGAAAGCCAAUAACACUAACUAAGAUUUGUCCUUCGCUCUUUGACAAACGAAUGCCCAAUUUAACACCGCGAAAUAUUGUACAUGUACAAUACACGUAAUUGUGCAAUGUAGAGAAUGUAAUAAUUUUGUUAUAAUAAUCGCAAACUAAAACGAAUAUUUUUUUAUUCGCUUCACUCGUAGUAAAAUAGUGCGUGUUAGACAUUUAUAGUGCGACUCCCCUGAAGGAAAAUUCCUCAUAUGUGGACAAAUUCGAUAUUCAGUUAUGUACAAUCGUACACGUAUGAGAGAGCGUUUCAAUCUCAUAAAAGAUUACAUAUAAUUGUAUGUAACCGAUCACAUCGAAUUUGUCUAUAUGUAAAGAACUGUUUUUCCCGGGUAAUAUUUAAUUGUAAUCAGCAGGCAUUAAAACAAGAAUUUCAACUUUUAUGAAGUAGAGCGCAGUACGUAUUUGCCUUCGGCGUCGAAAA